AUGUCUGGAAUUGCGCAGGCAGUUGUCUCUCCAAUCCUGGAUGCCAAGAGUUUUACAUUACCUUGGGCCAAAAUGUGUCUCGAAUUAGCCUCAUUGGGCCACUAUGAGGACAGACUGAUCAGCAGGGUACUCUCCCAAGAAUUCUUGGAUGAGUACUUGUCUAGAGAGCAGAAUACACUCGAUUAUCUUCAGCUCCUGACACUGAAUGAGGCCAAGACGCUCCAUACCACAGAGUUUAAGAUGCCUCAAGAAAUUUUAGAUAAGGCCAAAAGUUUGUAUCCGACUUCGCUAUUGAGCGAAGAGUUAGAACGAAGUCUCGCUCAAGGGCUGGGCAGUCCAGAGUAUGUGGUCAAAAAUGUUAUGCUGCAAAGUGGUAUUGUUGCAGAUGCCUUAGUAUGUCUAAAAAAUGGUUAUCCACAAAAACUUCCAAGAUUAAGUGGAAAAGGAAAGGUGCCUAUAGAACAGCUCAAUUUACCUAAUGGAGGAAUUGUUGUUUGCAUCAUGAACUUUAAAGCAGGAUGCUUCUCAAUGAACAGCAAUCGUCUCGGGGUACAUUCCGCCUGA
Messenger RNA from Manduca sexta (tobacco hornworm), 564 nucleotides. RefSeq lists its product as uncharacterized. Lineage: Eukaryota; Metazoa; Arthropoda; Insecta; Lepidoptera; Sphingidae. The record is from RefSeq and is a predicted model, not a curated record. The coding region runs from base 1 to 564 and encodes 187 amino acids. The transcript is spliced from 3 exons.